Messenger RNA from Penicillium waksmanii, 5487 nucleotides. Its product is annotated as trifunctional fatty acid synthase subunit FAS2. Gene Ontology annotation, molecular function: 3-oxoacyl-[acyl-carrier-protein] synthase activity; fatty acid synthase activity; 3-oxoacyl-[acyl-carrier-protein] reductase (NADPH) activity. Gene Ontology annotation, biological process: long-chain fatty acid biosynthetic process. The transcript has 4 exons. Gene Ontology annotation, cellular component: fatty acid synthase complex. The record is from RefSeq and is a predicted model, not a curated record. The coding region runs from base 1 to 5487 and encodes 1828 amino acids. NCBI's taxonomy places the organism in Eukaryota, Fungi, Ascomycota, Eurotiomycetes, Eurotiales, Aspergillaceae.
AUGCGUCCUGAGAUUGAGCAGGAGCUGGCACACACCUUGUUGGUGGAGCUGCUCGCCUACCAAUUCGCCUCCCCCGUCCGAUGGAUUGAAACCCAAGAUGUCGUCCUCGCCGAACAGCGCACUGAGCGCAUUGUUGAGAUUGGUCCCGCAGAUACCCUCGGUGGAAUGGCCCGCCGCACACUCGCCUCCAAGUAUGAGGCUUACGAUGCCGCGACCUCCGUGCAACGUCAAAUCCUCUGUUACAACAAGGACGCCAAGGAGAUCUACUACGAUGUCGAUCCCGUAGAGGACGAACCCGAGCCCACUCCCGCUGCGGAUGCCGCCCCUGCUUCCGGUGGUUCAGCUCCCGCCGCUGCUCCAGUUGCAGCUGCAGCUGCAGCUCCCAGUGCCGGUCCCGCCGCCGCUGUCGAAGAUGCUCCCGUCACUGCCGUCGACAUUCUGCGAUCUCUCGUGGCUCAGAAGCUGAAGAAGGGUCUGGCCGAUGUGCCAUUGACAAAAGCUAUUAAAGAUCUCGUUGGAGGUAAAUCUACAUUACAAAAUGAAAUCCUGGGUGAUCUGGGCAAGGAAUUCGGCUCAACUCCCGAGAAGCCCGAGGACACUCCCCUCGAUGAGCUUGGUGCCGCCAUGCAGGCCACUUUCAACGGCCAAUUGGGCAAGCAAUCCUCCUCCCUCAUUGCCCGAACCGUCUCCUCAAAGAUGCCCGGUGGCUUCAAUAUCACAGCUGUGCGCAAAUACUUGGAAACCCGCUGGGGUCUGGGCACUGGUCGUCAGGACGGUGUCCUCCUGCUUGCCAUUACAAUGGAGCCGGCCUCCCGUCUUGGCUCAGAGGCCGAUGCCAAGGCCUUCCUCGACGAUGUCACCAACAAAUACGCCGCCAGCGCUGGUAUCAACCUGUCCACUCCUGCUGCCGGUGCUGACGCCGGUGGUGGUGGCGGCGGUAUGAUGAUGGACCCCGCUGCCAUUGAUGCUCUGACCAAGGAUCAACGGGCUCUGUUCAAGCAGCAGCUCGAGGUGAUCGCCCGUUACUUGAAGAUGGACCUGCGUGCCGGUGACAAGGCUUUCAUUACCUCUCAAGAAACCCAGAAGGCUCUGCAAUCACAAAUCGACCUGUGGCAGGCCGAGCACGGUGAUUUCUACGCCUCCGGCAUUGAGCCCUCCUUCAAUCCCCUCAAGGCUCGUGUCUACGACUCCUCUUGGAACUGGGCUCGUCAGGACGCCCUGAGCAUGUACUACGAUAUCAUUUUCGGUCGCCUCCAAGUGGUGGAUCGUGAAAUUGUCAGCCGUUGCAUUGGCAUCAUGAACCGCUCCAACCCUCUUCUCCUCGACUUUAUGCAGUACCACAUUGACAACUGCCCCACCGAGCGCGGCGAGACCUACCAAUUGGCCAAGGAGCUGGGCCAGCAACUCAUCGAGAACUGCAAGGAGGAUGUCAAUGUCCCUACCGGCCCCGAGACGACCAUCGACUCCAAGGGUACCAUCGGCUACAAGGAGGUGUCCCGGUCCAGUGCCCGUAAGCUGGAGCACUACGUCAAGCAGAUGGCUGACGGUGGUCCCAUCUCCGAGUACAGCAACCGCAACAAGGUGCAGAAUGACCUGAAGAGCGUUUACAAGCUCAUCCGCAAGCAACAUCAUCUCUCCAAGUCUUCCCAACUCCAGUUCGAUGCGCUGUACAAGGACGUCCUGCACGCUUUGAACAUGAACGAGAGCCAGAUCAUGCCCCAGGAGGGUGGCAACAAGUCGGGCAUCAAGCGUCCUCUCAACCCCGGCAAGGUCGAGACCAUUCCCUUCCUACACCUGAAGAAGAAGAGCGGAGACAGCUGGGACUACAGCAAGAAGCUUACCGGUAUCUACCUGAACGUUCUCGAGUCCGCCGCCUCUGGAGGUCUCACCUUCCAGGGCAAGAAUGUCCUCAUGACUGGCGCUGGUGCUGGUUCCAUUGGUGCUGAGGUCCUGCAGGGUCUCAUCAGUGGUGGCGCCAAGGUUAUCGUUACCACCAGCCGAUUCUCUCGUGAGGUGACCGAGUACUACCAGGCCAUGUACGCCCGUUACGGUGGCCGCGGCUCCCAGCUUGUUGUUGUGCCCUUCAACCAGGGUAGCAAGCAGGAUGUCGAGGCCCUUGUCGACUACAUCUACGACACCAAGAAGGGUCUCGGCUGGGAUCUCGACUUUGUUGUUCCCUUCGCUGCCAUCCCCGAGAACGGACGCGAGAUUGACAACAUCGAUUCCAAGUCUGAGCUGGCUCACCGUAUCAUGUUGACCAACCUGCUCCGCAUGCUGGGUUCCGUCAAGACCCAGAAGCAGGCUCACGGCUUCGAGACUCGUCCCGCCCAGGUCGUCCUGCCUCUGUCCCCCAACCACGGUACCUUUGGUAACGAUGGUCUAUACUCCGAGUCCAAGCUGGCUCUGGAGACCCUGUUCAACCGUUGGUACUCGGAGAACUGGGGCAACUACCUCACCAUUUGCGGUGCGGUCAUUGGCUGGACCCGUGGUACUGGUCUGAUGAGUGGUAACAACAUGGUUGCCGAGGGUGUUGAGAAGCUUGGUGUCCGCACCUUCUCUCAGCAGGAGAUGGCGUUCAACCUUCUGGGUCUGAUGUCCCCUGCCGUUGUCAACCUCUGCCAGCUCGACCCCGUUUGGGCCGACCUGAACGGUGGUCUGCAGUUCAUCCCCGACCUCAAGGGAUUGAUGACCAAGCUGCGCACCGACAUCAUGGAGACCAGCGAUGUCCGCCAGGCUGUCAUCAAGGAGACCGCCAUCGAGCACAAGGUUGUCAACGGCGAGGACAGCGGCGUUCUGUACAAGAAGGUCGUUGCCGAGCCCCGUGCCAACAUCAAGUUCGAGUUCCCCAAGCUUCCCGACUGGGAGGAGAUCAAGCCCAUCAACGAGUCUCUCAAGGGUAUGGUCAACUUGGACAAGGUUGUUGUCGUCACUGGUUUCUCCGAGGUCGGUCCUUGGGGUAACUCCCGUACCCGUUGGGAGAUGGAGUCCAGCGGCAAGUUCUCCCUGGAGGGCUGCGUUGAGAUGGCCUGGAUCAUGGGUCUGAUCAAGCACCAUAACGGUCCCCUCAAGGGCAAGGCCUACUCCGGCUGGGUUGACGCCAAGACCGGUGAUCCCGUCGACGACAAGGAUGUCAAGCCCAAGUACGAGAAGUACAUUCUCGAGCACACCGGUAUUCGUCUGAUCGAGCCCGAGCUGUUCAAGGGUUACGACCCCAAGAAGAAGCAACUGCUGCAGGAGAUCGUCAUCCAGGAGGACCUCGAGCCCUUCGAGGCCUCCAAGGAGACUGCCGAGGAGUUCAAGCGUGAGCACGGCGACAAGGUCGAGAUCUUCGAGAUCCCCGACUCUGGCGAAUUCACUGUCCGUCUUCGCAAGGGCGCCAACCUGCUCAUCCCCAAGGCUCUGCAGUUCGACCGCCUGGUCGCUGGCCAGGUCCCCACCGGCUGGGAUGCUAGCCGCUACGGUAUCCCCGAUGAUAUCAUCGAGCAGGUCGACCCCGUCACCCUGUUCGUCCUGGUGUGUACCGCCGAGUCCAUGCUGUCCGCUGGUAUCACCGACCCGUACGAGUUCUACAAGUACGUCCACCUGUCUGAGGUUGGUAACUGCAUUGGUUCCGGUAUCGGUGGUACCCACGCUCUGCGCGGUAUGUACAAGGAUCGUUACCUGGACAAGCCUCUGCAGAAGGAUAUCCUGCAGGAGUCUUUCAUCAACACGAUGAGCGCCUGGGUGAACAUGCUGCUGCUGUCUUCCACCGGUCCCAUCAAGACCCCCGUCGGUGCCUGCGCCACUGCUGUCGAGUCCGUUGACAUUGGUUACGAAACCAUCGUCGAGGGCAAGGCUCGUGUCUGCUUCGUUGGUGGUUUCGAUGACUUCCAAGAGGAGGGCUCUUACGAGUUCGCCAACAUGAAGGCUACCAGCAAUGCCGAGGAUGAGUUCGCUCACGGCCGUACUCCCCAGGAGAUGUCGCGUCCUACCACCACCACUCGUGCCGGCUUCAUGGAGUCCCAGGGUUGCGGUAUGCAACUGAUCAUGACCGCCCAGCUCGCUCUGGACAUGGGUGUCCCCAUCCACGGUAUCAUUGCCCUGACCACCACCGCCACUGACAAGAUUGGCCGCUCCGUCCCCGCUCCCGGCCAGGGUGUCCUCACCACUGCCCGUGAGAACCCCGGCAAGUUCCCUUCGCCUCUGCUGGACAUCAAGUACCGUCGUCGCCAGAUGGAUCUGCGCAAGAAGCAGAUCAAGGAAUGGCAGGAGUCUGAAUUGCUCUACCUCCGCGAGGAGGCCGAGGCCAUGAAGGCCCAGGGCGACGAGACCUUCAACGAGUCCGAGUACCUGCAAGAGCGCGCCCAGCACAUCGAGCGCGAAGCCAUCCGCCAAGAGAAGGACGCUCAGUUCAGCCUGGGCAACAACUUCUGGAAGCAGGAUUCGCGCAUCGCUCCUCUCCGCGGUGCCCUUGCUACCUGGGGUCUGACCGUCGACGACAUUGACGUUGCCUCCUUCCACGGUACAUCCACCGUCGCCAACGACAAGAACGAGUCCGACGUCAUCUGCCAACAACUCAAGCACCUCGGCCGCAAGAAGGGUAACGCCGUCAUGGGUAUCUUCCAGAAGUACCUCACCGGUCACCCCAAGGGUGCAGCCGGAGCCUGGAUGUUCAACGGCUGUCUCCAAGUCCUGGAAUCCGGUCUCGUCCCCGGUAACCGCAACGCCGACAACGUGGACAAAGUGAUGGAGAAAUUCGACUACAUCGUCUAUCCCAGCCGCAGCAUCCAAACCGACGGCGUCAAGGCGUUCAGCGUGACUUCCUUCGGUUUCGGUCAAAAGGGCGCCCAGGUCAUCGGUAUCCACCCCAAGUACCUGUACGCCACUCUCGACGCAGCCCAAUACGCAUCCUACAAGUCCAAGGUCGAAGCCCGUCAAAAGAAGGCCUACCGCUACUUCCACAACGGCCUGAUCAACAACUCCAUCUUCGUCGCCAACAAGAUCUUCCUCAACCCAGACUACCGCGUCAGCGUCGACAAGAAGACUUCCGAACUGAAGUACGCAACCACAGCCCCCAAGACCGAAGAAAGUGCCCAAACCGCCCAAAUGGUCGAAUCCCUAGCCAAAGCCCACGCAACCGAGAAUUCCAAAGUCGGCGUCGACGUUGAGAACAUCGACGCGGUGAACAUCGACAAUGAGACUUUCGUUGAGCGAAACUUCACCCCAACCGAACAAGCGUACUGUCGCAAGGCCGCGUCUCCUCAGUCCUCGUUCGCUGGUCGCUGGAGCGCUAAGGAGGCUGUUUUCAAGUCCCUUGGUGUUUCUAGCCAGGGUGCUGGUGCUGCGUUGAAGGAUAUUGAGAUUGGAGUUGAUGCUACCGGUGCACCGGUUGUUGAACUUCAUGGUCAGGCUGCUGCUGCUGCUAAGGCUGCUGGUGUCAAGUCGAUUAAUGUUAGUAUCAGCCACAGUGAUUCGCAGGCUGUUGCUGUUGCUGUUUCGCAGUUUUAG